Molecule: messenger RNA, 2004 nt
Organism: Sesamum indicum (sesame)
Lineage: Eukaryota; Viridiplantae; Streptophyta; Magnoliopsida; Lamiales; Pedaliaceae
Product: Cellulase (glycosyl hydrolase family 5) protein
Biological process (GO): polysaccharide catabolic process
Molecular function (GO): hydrolase activity, hydrolyzing O-glycosyl compounds
Source: RefSeq, a predicted model, not a curated record
UUGGGACGAGUCGUAUGGAAAUAUGUUCUAACAAAAAACAUUACUAUUGUCCCACUUGUUGCUAACGAUAUAUAUCUUUAGAGGAUAUGAAAUUGUUGGAGUUGCAAAAAAAAUAUUACACGUUUUAGUCCUGACAGUGACUUUGGAAACUAUCUUAGUAUAAAUGAGACAUAGAGAGAGUCUUGAUAUGCAAGAAGCAAAGGCAAACAACAUGGGGAAGCUCUUGUGUUUCUUCUUAUGUUGUCUUGUUUUUUAUCUUUUGAUUGCAGUCUCCACCGUUGCGGCUCAGCCGCUCUCCACCGACUCCCGGUGGAUUGUGGAUGAGACGGGGCAGCGUGUUAAGCUGUCGUGCGUGAACUGGCCAUCGCAUCUUGAGGUCGUGGUGGCGGAGGGGCUGAGCAAGCAGCCGGUGGACAAGAUCUCAGAGGAGAUCAGGAGCUUGGGGUUCAACUGUGUGAGGCUAACAUGGCCUCUUUUCUUGUUUACUAAUGACACAUUGGCUGCUCUUACCGUGCGGCAGUCGUUGACGAACCUUGGAUUGUUCGAAGCCGUUGCAGGUUUUCAGACCAACAAUCCUGACAUCAUUGAUCUUUCUCUCAUGGAUGCUUACCAGGCAGUGGUGGGUAGUCUUGGGAAGAAAAAUGUGAUGGUGGUGCUUGAUAACCACACAAGUAAGCCUGGUUGGUGUUGCGGGGACGGUGAUGGGAAUGGGUUCUUCGGAGACGAGUAUUUUAACCCUGAUCUGUGGGUGAAGGGACUAACCAGGGUUGCCACCACUUUCAAAGAUACCAAGCAUGUCGUGGGGAUGAGCUUGAGGAAUGAACUCAGGGGCCGCAGACAAAAUGUCUAUGAUUGGUACAGGUACAUGCAAAAAGGAGCAGAAGCAGUACACUCAGCGAAUCCCAAUGUCCUGAUCAUUCUAUCCGGCCUGAAAUACGACAGAGAUCUCUCUUUCCUGCUCAACAAGCCAGUGACCUUAACCUUCUCAAAGAAGCUAGUAUACGAGCUACAUUGGUAUGGCUUCUCGAAUGGGCAGGCAUGGGCGACGGGCAACCCCAACCAGGUAUGCGGGCAGUUGGUGGCUGAGACCGCAACGAAGGCCGGGUUCUUGUUGGACCAAGGGUACCCCUUGUUUGUGAGUGAGUUUGGAGUGGACAUGAGGGGCGCUAAUGUCAAUGACAACAGGUACUUGAAUUGCUUCAUGGGAUGGGCAGCUGAGUUGGAUGUGGACUGGGCGUUGUGGGCUCUUACAGGGAGUUACUACAUAAGGGAAGGUGUGGUUGGACAUGAUGAAACAUAUGGAGUUUAUAACUGGAACUGGUGUGAUGUUAGAAACCAGACCACCCUGCACAAGAUUUCUGCCCUCCAGUAUCCUUUCAGAGGACCAGGUUAUUCAGAAAGACGACCACACAAGAUACUCUUCCAUCCCAUGACAGGCCUCUGUGUAAAGAGGAUGUCCUUCGUAGAACCCCUGGUUUUAGGUCCAUGCUCUGAGGCAGAAGCAUGGAGCUACACUCCCCAGCACACCUUAACAAUAAAGGGAACAUAUUUCUGUCUGCAAGCAGAUGCAUUAGGACACCCUGCAAAACUCGGUAUAAUCUGCACUGACUCCACUUCAAAAUGGGAAGCUGUCUCAGAUUCUAAGAUGCAUCUAUCCUCCAAACUUGAGGACGGUACCAAUGUGUGCUUGGAUGUAGACUCAGACAACAAUGUCGUCAUGAACAACUGCAAAUGCUUGGACAACAAGAACAACAAGUGCGACCCAGCUAGUCAAUGGUUCAAACUUAUCGACAGCACAAGAUGUGGAGCGGAUAAGAGUUUCUUCCUGGAGAUCAACUCAGUUCUAAAACUUGUUGCGAACAACUUCCUAAGUAGUUUUGGCUUAUAGAAUGAGUGACAAGUACACGUUCAAGAAGCAUUUAGAAUGAGAUGGAGCUGUUCGGCAUGUUCACUGAUUGUUUGAACUAAGAUUCUAAUCAAAAAAUUAACUGUUGAUCCAGAGUA